Colletotrichum graminicola M1.001 is the source of this 2895-nucleotide messenger RNA. Its product is annotated as amidohydrolase. Gene Ontology annotation, molecular function: N-acetylglucosamine-6-phosphate deacetylase activity. The transcript has 2 exons. Gene Ontology annotation, biological process: N-acetylglucosamine catabolic process. NCBI's taxonomy places the organism in Eukaryota, Fungi, Ascomycota, Sordariomycetes, Glomerellales, Glomerellaceae. The record is from RefSeq and is a predicted model, not a curated record. Bases 1 to 2895 code for a protein of 964 amino acids.
AUGGGCCGACUUACGCAUGUGAAGAAGGAUGACCUUCCCCCGUACACCCCUACCCCAUCUGAAGAAGCCCUGCCCCCUGUGCGGAUACCAGCUUUCCAACUAUUACCCCGCAGAUCGCGAACACUGCGCGUUUUCGGGCUAUUGUGCCUCGCGUUCAUCGUCUACGCGCAGUGGAGGCAGCUUACCCCUAAGGCCGCGAUACCCGGGACAGGCUUCACGACUCACGGACUCUCCGUUGGAAAGUUGGAGGAGGAUCUUGCAACAUGCAGGAAGCUGCGCGACAAGCCUGUUGAUCCGCCCGGUUAUGGCAGGGCACGGAGUUCUCGGUAUGUAGAUGGCCACCGAUCUACCAUCAUCAGAAACGCGAGCGUCUGGGUUGGGGAGCCAGUCGACGGCGCUGCAAGCUAUACAUGGGUCCAGGCCGAUGUGUUCAUUGAGCAUGGCCUCAUCAAACGUGUCACCAAAGACAUCCCGAUGUUUACCCUUCCGAGCGAUGUCUUGGUCUACAACGCCGCCGGACGGCCGCUCACCAGUGGUAUCAUCGACAUGCAUAGCCAUGCCGCGGUGCACUCGUUGCCGACACUGCACGGAAACGAGGACGUCAGCGAGCUGUCCGCAGACAUCACACCUUAUGUUCGGUCAAUUGACGGUAUCCAGCCGACAGAUCAUCAGCUCCAAGUGAUCAAGUCCGGAGGCGUGACUACAUCGUUGAUACUGCCAGGGUCGAGCAACAAUAUCGGGGGCGAAGCCUACGUAAUCAAGCACGCAAUUGGUACCGCCGAUGGACGAAACGAGACGAGCGUAAUCGACAUGCUGGCCGAUCCGGACCGUUCCUGGCGUCACAUGAAGAUGGCUUGUGGUGAAAACUCCAAGCAGAUCCAUGGCAAAGCCGGCGAGCGUGGUCCUUACAGCCGCCUAGGAGAAAGCUGGGAAUUCCGCCAGGCCUUUGAGCAUGCCGCCAACAUCGUGCGUGAGCAAGACGACUGGUGCAGUACGGCAGCCACGGGCCUGGAAAACGUUCAGGGAUAUCUGUCCAACGAGCUCAAGUGGGAGGCAUUGGUCGCUGUGCUCAGGGGCCAAGUCCAUGUCCAUGCUCACUGCUACACCAUUGCCGACCUUGAGGCGUUCGUCGACCAUAGCAACGAGUUCAAAUUUCCCAUUCGUGCCUUUCAUCAUGCUCAUCAGACGCACUUGGUCCCGGAGAUUCUAAAACGGGCUUGGGGCAAUAGCCCGCCUGCAUCGGCUCUCUUCGCUGAUAACAUGUGGUACAAGGCCGAAGCCGCACUCGGCUCAGAGUAUGCGGGCAAGCAUCUGUACGAUGCAGGCCUCACCCCGAUCUACGUCAGUGAUAACCCGGUUCUCAACGCGCAACAUGUGGUAUUCGAAGCUACAAAGGCCUACAAGUACGGCUUGCCGUACCACGCGGCACUUGCAGCAGUGACAACGGCGCCAGCUGAGAGGCUGGGGCUUGGCCAACGCCUGGGUAAGGUAAAGACAGGCUUUGAUGCCGAUGUCGUGGUCUGGGACAGUGAUCCACUGAGCGUUGGGGCCACACCAGUCCAGGUAUGGAUCGAUGGAACUGCCCAAUACGAGAAACCUAUCGAGCUCAACAAGGCGUUCCAAGGCGCCAUCGUGCCGGAUGAAAGUCUUGGCAGCAUCGUCGCGGAAACAGUUAUCUCGAGAGACGACGUUGUUUUCACGGGUAUCUCUAAAAUCCUCCACGAAGCCGAGCCUGAUGGGUUCGCAAGCGACGGUAGGACAUACAAUAUAGCCAUAUCCGGCGGCAAGAUCGUUUGUGCUGGAAGCUGCACUGCCCAGCUGGAAAAAGCAUCAACUGCUGAUGGUGCAGUGAUUCCCAUCAAGAACGGGUACCUUGCGCCACCACUCACUGCCUUUGGCUCGACCAUCGGGCUCAACGCCAUCGAUACCGAGCGAGACACGGACAAUGGUGCGGACGGAGGUAGGUUUAGCCGUGGGAUUGACGGCCUCGCCCUCGAUACCGAGAAGCUUCGAGUAGCUCGGCGCUACGGAGUCACUCGUGCCAUAUCGGCCCCCAAAUUCUCCGCCCUCGGAACGCAUCACGGCACAAGCGCGGCAUUCCUCACUGGUGCACAAUCCGUUCUUGACCCUGGCUCCGUGCUUGCCCGCGACGCCGCCUUGCACUAUACGCUUGAUUCCUCUGCCAAACGCGGCAUCGACGGACUUUCGUCAAUGUCUGCUGCCGUCGGAGAGCUGCGUUACAAACUCCUCAAAGCGGUCACAUCAUCGGUUGCCGACGAGAAACUGGCUGUGGAGGACAGUCAUUCCGAGGCUGCGUUUCUUCAAAGGGUCAUCAAGGGUGACAUGGCACUCGCCGUGACAGUACAUAGCGCGGACAUAAUUGCGGCCUUGCUGAAUAUCAAGGCGGGUGUUGAAGAGGCAAUCUCGCAGAUCGCCAAUGUCGGGGUCAAGCUUCGGUUCGUAAUCAACGGAGGAGCUGAGGCUCACUUGGUGGCCGAUGCACUGGCGGCCGCUGGUGUGGGUGUUGUGCUGGCGCCGAUGCAAUCGUUUGCGAUGUCGUGGGACCAGCGAAGGGCUCUUACAGGCCCGCCUUUGACCAAUGGCACGGCGAUCGAUGUGCUCACGCGGGCAGGAGUUGUCACUGCCAUCGGUCUGGAAGAAGAUUGGAUUGUCCGGGAUCUAUCGUUACUGGCGGGCGUUGCAUACAGGAAUAGCGAAGGGCGCCUCACCGAACGGGACGCAUUAGACCUCGCUGGCAGCAACAUCCACAGGAUGCUAGGUUUGAAAGAGGGUUCCGGAGAAUCCCACUUUGUACUCUACGAAGGAAACCCGCUUGAAAUUGGUUCGAGAGUCAAGGCGGUUGGUGACGGGACGGGGAGGUUGUUGGUUAGUUGA